GGUGAAAAAGUGAAAUAUUGGGAAAGGGUAGGUUUCCAUGUCAAAUUUGAGGGUAAUAGGUCUUAUUGUAUCCCCAAAUUGCAUUAAAUCCUGAGAAUAUGACCAUUUUCAAAUGCGAAACUGUGGGGUCAUGACCUGUUGUUGUUGUUGUGUUCUUUGUUACUCAGGAAGGAAAACUGCGGUAGGCAUAUUGUAUUUUGGGUUCUUUUUAAGCUGGAAUCGCUAGUAGGGUCACGCUGUGAAGUAUUGCGCGAAAACCACCUGGUUACGUGGUAUUUAUUCAUGGUUUUAUGGGUUGUGCUAUGUUUUGCGUGUAAAAAUAUCAUUCCAAAAGCAGGCUAUCAUUUCCAUUUCAUUCGUCCCCAGCCACUUUCGUACAUGGUAAAACGUUUAUUUUGAAGCCACUGUUUGCGGCCUUGCAAUUCUUUCACUUUUGUCAAUAGUAUCACCUGUACAGGUUCCAUAUGCUCUUUUUUUAUCUUAAAUGUAAGUUUCAGACUACUUGUGUGCAGUGAAUGUGUUUUUAUGAUUGCAGGUUCAUUGUUUUCUGAAUUGAGCGUGGUGGAGAUCAAGAAGGCGUCCGCGGCUCCGAGAGAGUGUGUGUCUACCGUGGUCUGCUACCUAAAAAAAACGAUUUCAAGUUCACUCUAGUGCACCGGCAGGUUAAAAGAGGAGAGACUGAAGUGAAAGAGACAGGGACUCGAUUCCAUAAAUUGAUCCUGAUUUGUACUGAAGGAUUAGCUGCUAUUUGAAUUCUCGUCUGUAUGUACAUUUUAUUUCAUUAUGGACUGAAAAGCAUUCCUACAUUAUUAAAUGAAGUGAACUGUGAACUAUCUUAUUUAUGAUGUCUUGUUUAUUGGGAUACAACACAGCCGUAGCCAUCCGGGUUACAGUAUUAUACAUGUAGACUAUUUUAACAGAAUUAUACUUUUACUACAUGUACUUUAACAUGUAAAACUUCAUACACUAGAGUAUCAAAAUUGGCGACAGGUUCAUUGUCUAAUGUUGUGAAACGUUGGCCUUUGGUUGAAAAGUUUUAUUGUACAUCUUGUGUUUGAAUUUAUCCGUGUUUCAGUGUUAAUUUUAACUUCUAAGGUUGAUAAACUUUUGGAACUAGCUUUAUUGUUUUCAUAUUUCACAAGAAAUAUACUUGAACGAUAUGAACAAACAGGUUUCAGCAUUAUAAACAGUAACAAAAUGGCAACAGGUUCAUUGUCUUCGGUUCCAAAACGUUUGCGUAUGGUUGAAGACUUUUCUUGCACAUGUUGUUUAGAGCAGAAUCUUACGGAAUCUGCAGACAUUUAUUGUGAACAAUGUUUAAGGUUUUAUUGUAAAAAAUGUGUUAUCCUGCAUAGUCAGUUGUUUACAAAACAUAUGACAUGUGGAAGGGAGGAUAUUAAGAAAUGGCCAGUUUCUAAGGCGGUGGAAGAUUUUCUCAGGAAGUGUGAGGUGCAUGCGGAUGAAUCACUGACACAGUUUUGCCAUGACCACGGUCAGCUGUGCUGCUCUGCAUGUAUUGGAACAAUUCACAGCCAGUGCAGUAAAGUGACCCAGAUUUCGGAGCUGACCAACUCGCAGCCCACAGGCCUAGAGGGGCUGUCAGUGGAGCUGGAAACUGUCCUGGGGGAAAUUAAAACCCUGCAAAUCAGUCAGAAGGCCAGCAUUCAGUCAUUGCAGAGAACAUACAAGGAACAUAGUGCAGUUAUGAUAGAGCAAAUGCUUGGCAAUUUAAAUACUUAUAUAGAUGAAUGUGAUAAUAAUUCUGUGGGUACAUCAGGCGGAAAUGAGCAAUAUUUAAAAGAAGAGAUGUGUAGGAGUGUUCUCUCUAUCGUGAAUGAAUUUGAUAAUAUUACUACGAAGGAACUUAACGAGAUGAAAGAUGAAGUUUUAAGUAUUAAAGAGUCAGUUACAAGUUCUAUUCAUAAAUGCACCACUCUUCACAAUGACUUGUCACAAUUCCAUGAACUUGUUCAGAAAAUUGGAGAUAAUAAGGAGCUCUGUCUUAUAGCCAGCAUAAAAUGUAAGCAUAUAAUACAGCAAGCAUUGACUCUGCUAGGAAAGUCAGGCAAGGCGUUUAACGUCCAGCGGAAGUCUGUGCACAAUGUGAGAAUACCAAGUGAUUCAUAUGAAUGUAGUAUUGAAGGCAUAUGUGUUCUGACUGAUGGGCAGGUGCUGGUCGCAGACUCGAAGAAUAAGAGGAUCAAGCUGCUGAACCAGCAGUACCAGGUGGUGAAUCACUGGGAUGUGACUGCUGGGCCACGGGCUAUAUGUUUGAUCACACCCAGUGAGGUUGCAGCGGCUGUGGAUACUUUCAACAAACAUGAGGUCCAUACAUAG
Messenger RNA from Dreissena polymorpha, 2337 nucleotides. RefSeq lists its product as uncharacterized. Lineage: Eukaryota; Metazoa; Mollusca; Bivalvia; Myida; Dreissenidae. Gene Ontology annotation, molecular function: zinc ion binding; protein binding. The transcript has 5 exons. The record is from RefSeq and is a predicted model, not a curated record. Bases 1198 to 2337 code for a protein of 379 amino acids.